AUGGCGUCGACGGGUACCCAAGAAGGAAACAAAGAACCAAGAGGUUACGCCGAGUCAAACGCACCACUAACAAGGCGAACACCAUCUCUCAGAACUGCUAUAUCUAAUGCUGCAGAUACACCACCUAAAAUAUUAACAAACACAAGACCACAAACGUCAUCCAUCCAGCAACCAGUCCCUCAAGACCAAAACGUACCCACCCGAAAUGCCAGUGUGUCUUUCAAUCAAACCGAGUCUCAAGAGCGUUUGCGUAGGUUUACAAUCUCAUCUCAACCAUCAUCAACAAAUGUGGCUGUACAGGACAAUAACCCUGAGGCAGCAAGACAACCAUCUUCAAAUACGCCAUCGAGACAAGCAUCUUUAAACAGAAAAAAGAACAACGAUGGGCUUUCUUUCAGUGCUAAGCCAGCAGUACCAGCUCGUGAGCCCACGCCAAAACUUGACGAAAAUGAACUUGCUCGAAUGAAUACUCCAAGUCCCACACGUGGAGAAAAUUUUGUCCCUGCAACGACACUAUCACCAAGUUCAAACGCGGCAGUGCCUAUUAAGAUUACCGGCACAGGUAGCAAUAAUUCUUCUCGAAGAAAUUCAUUGAAAAAAGCAAGCAAGACAAUAGUAGCUUCCCCAGUUGGUCCUCCUGUUCCAUUUCAAGAAUAUCUCUCCAAGGAAGAUGAUGGUAAGUUUCACAUUUUGUUAGCAUGUACGGGAUCCGUUGCUACGAUUAAAAUACCUUUAAUCAUUGACAAGUUGUUUCAACUAUUUGGCACAUCCAAAAUUUCAAUCCAGUUGAUUGUGACAAAGGCUGCCAGUCAUUUCCUCAAGGGCUCCAAGAUUAAUGCCGAUGUCAAAAUAUGGAGAGACGAAGACGAAUGGGCAAACUACAACGAAGCCACUACAAUUAGCUCAACUCAAAACCACUCGGCAAAGCCAAAGAAUCCAUUUGACAAGUUGAUUCUCCAUAAUGAGUUGAGAAAAUGGGCAGAUAUUAUGUUAGUUGCACCAUUGUCGGCAAAUACGUUGGCAAAGAUUGCUAAUGGUAUUGCAGACAAUUUGCUCACGUCAAUAAUUAGAUCCUGGGCACCAUCAACUUCACAGCAGGUGAAAAAGCCAAUUAUUGUUGCUCCUGCGAUGAACACUUUUAUGUACACUCACCCCAUGACGGCGAAACAAAUUGCCACCAUUACCUCUCCUGGAUUUGGUAUUGAGGUGUUGAAACCAGUUGAGAAGGUGUUGGUUUGUGGUGAUAUUGGAAUGGGCGGAAUGAGAGACUGGGUUGAUGUGGUGGAUAUAUUGAGGCGAAGAAUAUUGGCGAUUGAGGCUGAAAAUAAGGAGUAUAGUGACAAGAGUGUUGCUAUAGAAGAGGAAGGGGAGGAAGAGGAUGAGGAUGGUGCCGGUUGUGAUGAUGAUGAUGAUGAAGACGGAGAGGAGGGCGAUGACGAUGACGAUGACGAUGAUGAUGACGAUGAUGACGACGACGAUGACGACGAAGAAGACGAUGAUGUUGAAGAGGAUGAGAAAAACAAAGGUGCUAACGAUGUCGACAACAAUAAGUUCAAACUAGAUGCUCCAUUAUCGCCUCAAAAACACAGAGACCACGAUGAUCUAAACCUAAGUCACGACGAAGAUGGCAAUGAGGAGAUGAUUUUUGAAAUCACGGACCAAGAUCUCAGUGAUGGUGAUAAUACAUCUGAUCGUGGCUUGUCACCAACCUCAUCGCAUCGUCAACAGAAGAUCAAAAUACCUAAAGAAACGCAAAACAUUAUCUAA
This is a messenger RNA of Lodderomyces parapsilosis, 1767 nucleotides long. Its product is annotated as phosphopantothenoylcysteine decarboxylase complex subunit. Bases 1 to 1767 code for a protein of 588 amino acids. Gene Ontology annotation, cellular component: phosphopantothenoylcysteine decarboxylase complex. Gene Ontology annotation, biological process: coenzyme A biosynthetic process. The transcript has a single exon. The record is from RefSeq and is a predicted model, not a curated record. Gene Ontology annotation, molecular function: FMN binding; phosphopantothenoylcysteine decarboxylase activity. NCBI's taxonomy places the organism in Eukaryota, Fungi, Ascomycota, Pichiomycetes, Serinales, Debaryomycetaceae.